Rhizophagus irregularis DAOM 181602=DAOM 197198 is the source of this 1332-nucleotide messenger RNA. RefSeq lists its product as uncharacterized. NCBI's taxonomy places the organism in Eukaryota, Fungi, Glomeromycota, Glomeromycetes, Glomerales, Glomeraceae. Gene Ontology annotation, molecular function: protein binding. The record is from RefSeq and is a predicted model, not a curated record.
GGAAUAUUUAAAUACAUGAAUGUCUUUUAGAAAUAUUUAAAUAUAUUGAUGAAAAAUCAUUAUAUUCAUUAUUAUUGGUUAAUAGAACAUGGUGUCGAAUAAGUAUAUCAUUAUUAUGGAAAAAACCAUUUAAAGAAAAUCAAACGAACGAACAUUUUAAAGUGAUAUUACCAUUAAUAUCAUAUCUUGAUAAAGAAAUCAGAAAUUCAUUAAAAAUUGAAGAAAAUAAUAAAACAAAAACAAAUAAUAUUCAAGAAAAACCAACAUUUAAUUAUGUAUCAUUCAUAAAAGAAUUGGAUUAUACAAAUAUGUGUUAUCAAGCAAUAACAUGUUUAAAAAAAUUAAGAAACAAUCCAAAAGAUUAUUCAAUUAUGAAUGAUAAUUAUUUAUAUUAUGGAAUGAUGCAAAUAUUUGAACAAAAUUCUUAUCAUGUUAUUAAACAUGAAAUUGAAAAUAUUUUGAACGUAAAAAGUACAAUAAAACAAGAAGAUUCAAAUAAAUUUAUUGAAUCAAUACUUUUAAUUAUUUUAAAUAAUUCAAGAAUUGAAACAUUAAUAUUAGAUAUAUUUUAUUGGCGUUCAAAAGAUAUUUUUAAUAUACUUUUAAAAAUACCUGAACAAAUAGGGAAUAAUGGAUUUACUGGUUUCUUUUUAAAAAAGUUUCAUUGUAAAUUAUUAGUAAAAGAUAUUGAUAUAUUAUAUAAUAUAUUAAAAUUAUCAAAUAAUCAAAUAAGGGAUUUAUCAUUAAGUUUUUAUGAUGUAUAUAAUAAUGAUAAUGAUAAUGAUAAUAAUAAUAAUAAUAAUAAUAAUACGGAAUUUAAUUCUUAUUUAGAUUUAAUUAAUUUAAUUAAAUCUCAAUAUUAUCUUGAAAAAUUACAUAUUAAUUAUAAUUCUUUAUUUAUAAAAUUAAUUUUAUUAGAAUUACAAAAUAAUUUUUAUUCUAUAAUGAAAUUAAAUUUAAUCUCUCAUAAUAAUGUUGAAGAUUCUGGUUUUUACUUUUUAGAUGAUGAAUGGAGUAAUUCUUUAGAAUUAACUUUUAAUGAUUUAAAUUUUGUUGAUAAUUUAAAAGAUUUUCCUCUUUUAAACUUAAAAUUUUUAAAAUUAGAUUGGGAUACUCUUAAUUUUAAUCAUUUACAAUCUCAAGAAAAUGAGUUACAUCAAUCUAUAAUUAAUUUAAUUCAAUAUCAUAAUAUUGAUUUGAAACAUAUUAAUUUAAAUCCAUUAUUAAAAUUUCAUUUUAGAAAUAUUUUCAAGAUAAUAUAAAAAUAAAAAAAAAAUUAUGAUUAAAUAUAACCAAUUAAAUUAUGUAUAUAUUAAUUUAUUUAAAGCGAAU